Messenger RNA from Prunus armeniaca (apricot), 309 nucleotides. Lineage: Eukaryota; Viridiplantae; Streptophyta; Magnoliopsida; Rosales; Rosaceae. The record is from the annotation of a GenBank genome assembly.
AUGUUCCUCUGGAUAACCGUAAGAUCGUGUAGGAUUCGACGGAUCGUAAAACGGAGUCCCGGAUACUCCGGAAAUGCCAACCCUAGGGUGAGGGUUUCAGUAACCGUCCAAUUGUGCGAUCGUGAACAAUCCGACCGUACUCCGACCCAGCAUACGCAGCAGGCGGGACCCUCUAAGGGUCAAGCUGUGUGGGACUACUUCUAUGUUUACAUGCGGCUAUGCAUGGGAUACUUGGUGGUUAAGGUUAAUAUGAACCAUGGAAAGGGCAUCCUUGAGGGGAUGUUGCUGUGGACCCUGGAUUUGGGGUAG